Arabidopsis thaliana (thale cress) is the source of this 720-nucleotide messenger RNA. Its product is annotated as F-box associated ubiquitination effector family protein. The transcript has 2 exons. The coding region runs from base 1 to 720 and encodes 239 amino acids. The record is from RefSeq and is marked reviewed. Lineage: Eukaryota; Viridiplantae; Streptophyta; Magnoliopsida; Brassicales; Brassicaceae.
AUGGAAGACUUUGAUGUAGGAGGCAUGGUUUGGAACCCGUUGUUGAGAACGACUAAAUUGAUUGCGAAGGAUAAGCAAAUAUGUGGCAAGAGCAUGGGUUACGAUGGUACUAAACCCGAAAAGAGUUACAAGAUUAUUGGACGGUGCUUUACUAAUGCGAUCUAUAGAGUUGCAGUCUUGGAACUUGCAACCAACGCGUGGAAGGUACUCAUUGUCCCAGAUCUCACGAAGAGUUACAAAUAUCCCGACACUGGUCAGUGUUUCAUCGAAAUGCUCGAUCUUUCGAAAGAGGUAAUAAAGAUCUUUUGUAUCCUACCGUGUAAGGCGAAUAAAAGUACUUCCAAUACUCGUAUCCUCUCGAUUUACAAGGGAGAUCGGUUUUCAGUGUUACAACAAAGCAAAAGAACAGGGGAGAUUAACAUUUGGGUGACAGAGAAGGAAAUUGGUAACGGGGAUAAUGGAGACGAUGUGGUGUGGAUGAAGUUCAUGACUCUCUCAAGACCUGACUUCCCCAUAUUACUUAGUCACAUCUCUACAAGUUACUUUGUCGAUAAUGAUAUCUAUGGCAAGAGCUUGGUUCUGUGUUGUCCUAGCACGAAACCUAGACAAGCUUGGGUCUAUAUUGUGAGGGGAGAUCUGUGCAAAAAGAUUAAGAUAGAUGGAGUGCAAUGUAGGUUUCAGUCCUCUGUUUAUGUUCCCAGUUUGAUCACCAUAACUUGA